Messenger RNA from Anolis carolinensis (green anole), 2836 nucleotides. It is a transcript of the gene emp1, whose product is annotated as epithelial membrane protein 1. Lineage: Eukaryota; Metazoa; Chordata; Lepidosauria; Squamata; Anolidae. The record is from RefSeq and is a predicted model, not a curated record. Gene Ontology annotation, cellular component: plasma membrane. The coding region runs from base 175 to 660 and encodes 161 amino acids. The transcript is spliced from 5 exons.
CAUCCCAAUACACCAGCAGGGGAAAACUUAUAACCCUGCCAGCCUGGGUGUUGCCUUCACUGAACCUCUGGGUUUCAAGGCAGCCGGAGUGAGUACAAGAAAGCUCCUUCCACAAAAGACCUCUUUCGCCAAGACUUCUCUUCCUUUGAGGUACCCCUGCAGUGAAGAGCCAAGAUGUUGGUGCUACUGGCUGGUAUUUUUGUGAUCCAUAUCGCCACCACGAUCAUGCUGUUUGUCUCCACCAUUGCCAAUGUUUGGAUGGCAGGCAAGAAUAACACGGUAACAAACUCAUCUGGUCUCUGGCUUCAAUGUGCAAAUGACCAGUGCAGAGAGCUUACCUUUCCCGAGAGUGAGCAAUCGGCCCUCAAGGCUGUACAGGCUUUCAUGAUUCUUGCCAUCAUCUUCUCCUUUGUCUCUCUGGUCAUGUUUGUGGUCCAGCUCUUCACUAUGGAGAAAGGAAAACGCUUCUAUAUCACUGGAGGGAUAAAGCUAAUUUGUUGGCUCUUCAUUCUGAUUGCCGUCUCAAUUUACACUGCCCGAUUCCCACAGUAUUUUAAAGGAGAGCAAGACCACCACGGCUACUCCUUCAUCCUUGCUUGGAUCUGCUUUUGCUUUAGCUUCAUCACCGGGGUUCUGUAUCUUGUACUUAGAAAGAAAUGAGGGCCAUAGGGGUAGCUUGGGAGGGAGGACUGGAAAAUUGGGAGGGCUUGUGGGAGGGAUAUGAAGGUCACUUUUUCUAUGAGAACUAUUUGCCAAAAGAAUUGAAUCCACAUGCUGCUCACCUAACAUUCCCAGCCAUAGAACAGAAUCCACCACAGAGAGAAAGAGAAGCUGCUGAAAAUAUCAUCAUGGAUCUCUGAGACAAUGAAAAUGCUUGAAGAACAAUUCUAAACAUCCAAAGACCAUCUCUUUUUUAUACUGUGAUACGAGUCUUCCAUCUUAAAGGACUUUGAACCUCUGCCUCCCUGUUUGCAAAAAAGCUAGAAAUGACAUCAGAGUUCUUGGCUUUCCUUCCCUAAACCUUCUGCAGUGAUGAUACAUCUGCUGCUCCUGUGCUUUGCUGCUCAUUCCCACUCAUUUACGGAAGGUGUUGUGAGAGGAUACAUGAGAAUGCCAGAUACUCUAAUUAAAUGACAGCACAGAGCCUUAGUUACAUGUUCUUGAAAAAUGGAAGUCAUGAAAUGUGAAAGCAGACUGACUGAAGUGAGGCCAAAUUCCAACAUUAAAGCACAACUACAAGCUUUUAUAGUUCCAUCACUGUCUUAAGUGCUUUUAAAAAUAUACAAAAAAAGAGGUAGUCCUCCUCCUGUGGAAGACUUUAGAAGGAAAAUAGCCAUUGGGAAGUAAUGAGGGAAGGUGAACAGGGGUGGCAGAUGAUGGAAGUUGUGGGGGGAACAGUCCAGCUAUGAAGAAGAGAGCCCUUAGUGGUUGGAAAAAUGCCAUCAAGGUGUGUGUCAUUCAUUACAGCUUAUUGUACCAAUUUGACACAACUGCACUACAAAGAACAUAUGGAGUCCUCCAUGAUAGCAUUGGAUUGUUAGGUCUGUAAUGUCUGCAUUCUACAAACCAUCAGACUGAAAAGGAUAUUUCUAAUCAGAUCAGCUUUGGCUCAUGGGACCUUCCUUCUCACUACCAAAUUAGAUUUCCCUUGCUAAUAUCGCUGGAAAAUACCAAGUCAGAAUCAUCCAAACCAUAGUCUUUCUAUGUAUGGUUGUGAGGCUUGGACAAUGAAAAAUAUUACAAGAAAAAAAUAAUUAAGUCAUUGAAAUGUGGUGCUGGAGAAGAGAUCUUUGGAUACCAAAGACCAUUAAAUAUACAAAUAAAUAGGUCCUAGAGCAAAAUAAACCUGAACUUUUGCCACAAGCCAAGAUGACUAAAUUCAGGCUGUCCUAGUCUAGAUGUAUCAUAAUUCAUUGGAAAAAAGUAGAAUGCUUGCUAAAAUGGAAGGCAAUAAGAAAAAAGACAAAGGUAGCAGUUCAUGUGCACUGAUUCAAUAUAGGAAGCCACGGCUCUGGUUUGCAAGACCUGAGCAGGCCAGUUGGUGAAUGGAGCUCCUGAAGGUGUCUCAUUCAUAGGUUUGCCAUCAAUCUAAGUUGACUUGAUGGCAAAUAAAAACAAAUAUAUGAGUAAUAGACAAUAUAUAAUUGUUGAAAAAGAUGAGUUGGGUUUUUUGGAUGGGUGGGGUGUUGUAAAAUACCAGAUCUUGCAUUGACUGUAGUAUCACUUUUAUAUUUCCCUCCCAAAUGUCCUAAAAUUUUAGAAACUGUAGCUGGACCAGAGCUCCUGGGACAGGAUUUUGCUUGGCUAGGUUUUCUUCCAUAGGAGCUGUCUGCUUUUAGUGCCUUUUCUUAACCACCUUCUCCACAUGCUUUCAUUUCAUAUAUUACAUCUCUCAUGGGUCUAGAAGCCCAACUAAUUAAAUUUUACAGACAGUAGGCCAAGCAGGAAGUGACUGUAUGGAGAUGGAAAGAAUUACUAUGUCAUAGUUAUUGUUUGCACUGGGAUUUUCAGCCCAUGUAUUUCUGCCAUUUAGAUCAGUUACAAUAAUGAGUGGAAACAAUGAAUGGCAAGAGGCAAAUGCUUUCUCUGCUCUGCUCUACUCAUGCAAAAGGGGAGACAAAUUCAGGACUGCAAGUUUAGUAUAAACAGUAUUCUCUUUCUUUGUCUUCUUGUUACAUUCUUUUUCCAUGUAUACUUUUGUAAUUGGGUGGAUAUGUUCUGCUAUUAUACUUGCCGUUUCUCUACGUUUAUUUCAUGUGCAGUCAUUGUAAAUAUUUUGAUACAAGUGUGCCUAUAAGUAGGGAUAUCAAAAUAAAAUCCAGUUCCCUUUAUCAUA